UUAAAACCCCACACUCAACAGUCACAGACGCUUCCUCCCUCCUAAAACCCUAAACCUCAUUACCCUCUCUCUCUCUCUCUCUCUCUCUCUGUCUGCGCUACCAAAAGCCAUGUCUUCCCUCCCUCCUUCCUCAGACAAGAAGAAGAAAAAGCACAAACCCAUCGCCACAGACGAACCAGAAGAACACCCGUCAUCCACUCUCGUCCCCUCCGAACCAUCCUCAGCCGUCGAUCAGCAGCAGCAAGACUACUUGAUCAAACCCCAGUCCUUCACUCCAUCCCUGGACACCUCUCAAUGGCCCAUCCUCCUCAAGAACUACGAUCGCCUCAACGUCCGCACCGGCCACUACACCCCUCUUCCCAAUGGCUUCUCCCCCCUCAAGCGUCCCCUUGCCGAAUACAUCCGCUAUGGUAUCCUCAACCUCGACAAACCCUCCAACCCUUCCUCCCAUGAGGUUGUUGCCUGGAUCAAACGCAUCCUCCGCGUCGAUAAGACGGGCCACAGCGGCACCCUCGAUCCCAAAGUCACUGGCAAUCUCAUCGUCUGCAUCGACCGCGCCACCCGUCUUGUCAAAUCCCAGCAGGGUGCUGGUAAAGAGUACGUCUGUGUCGCCCGCCUCCACUCUUCUGUUCCUGAAGUUGCCAAAGUCGCCCGUGCGCUGGAGACCCUCACUGGCGCUGUCUUCCAGCGGCCCCCGCUCAUAUCUGCUGUCAAGCGGCAGCUCCGGAUAAGGACCAUCUACGAGAGCAAGCUGUUGGAGUAUGAUGCAGAUAAGCAUUUGGUCGUUUUCUGGAUCUCGUGUGAGGCAGGCACCUACGUGCGGACGCUCUGUGUCCACCUGGGCCUGAUCUUGGGUGUUGGUGGUCAUAUGCAGGAGCUGCGGCGGGUCCGGUCUGGGAUACUGGGUGAGAAGGAUAACAUGGUGACAAUGCAUGAUGUGAUGGAUGCACAGUGGCUUUAUGAUAAUCACAGAGAUGAGAGCUAUUUGAGGCGGGCGAUAAUGCCGCUUGAAGUCCUGCUGACGAGCUAUAAGAGAUUGGUGGUGAAGGAUUCGGCUGUGAAUGCCAUCUGUUACGGGGCGAAGCUGAUGAUUCCAGGACUGUUGAGGUUUGAGAAUGAUAUCGAGAAUGGGGAGGAGGUGGUGUUGAUGACGACCAAGGGGGAGGCGAUUGCUCUGGGCAUCGCGGAGAUGACAACAGCAGUGAUGGCGACUUGCGAUCAUGGGGUCGUGGCCAAGAUCAAGAGGGUGGUGAUGGAUCGGGACACAUACCCGAGGAAGUGGGGGUUGGGCCCACGGGCUUCGAUGAAGAAGAAGAUGAUUACAGAGGGGCUACUGGAUAAGCAUGGGAAGCCAAAUGAGAAGACGCCGGCGGAGUGGUCAAGGAAUGUGGUUCUCCCGACAGGAGGGGAUUCAAUGAUUGCUAGCCUUGCGGCUACAGCGGUGCCAGUUGCGGUGGAGGAGGACGGGCCGAUGGUUGUUGAAGAGAAAGGAGAGAAGAAAAAGAAGAAGGACAAGGAUGGGGGAGAUGACGAGGGGCGGAAGCGUAAAUUGGAGGACAGCAGCAAUAGUCCUGUUGGGGUGGCAACUAAGAAGGUUAAGAUUGAGGAAGUUGAGAAAGUUGUGGAGAAGGAAGAGAAGAAGGAGAAGGUGAAGAAAGUGAAGGUUGAUGUUGAGGUGAAUGGGGCUGAGGAGGAUGGGAAGAAGAAAAAGAAGAAGAAGGACAAGGAAAAGGAUGAAUCGGGAUUGUCUGAUGAGGAAAAAGUAAAGAAGGAAAAGGUGAAGAAGAAAGAUAAGGGGGAGAAGGACAAGGCCGACUUAGGGCCAUCUGAUGAGGAGAAGGGUGAGAAGGAAAAGAAGAAGAAGAAGAAGGAGAAGAAGAGCAAAGAGGUCGAGGAUGGGAAAGAUGAAGAGGUAGAUAGAAGUGAGAAGAAGAAGAAAAAAGAGAAGAAAAAGAAGCAUAAAGAUGGGGAAGAACAAGAGUAGAUACAAUACAUGGGAUUCGGACUUAAUGUUUGAUGAAGAGAAUGCUCGAAUGAAUGAUUUCAAGUAACAUCCGAUCUUCUCUUCCUUUGGUAUUCGCGGCUUCUGUAACCUUUGCUAUGUUUUCUGCUGAGCUAUUUUUCAUUUUAGCUCUGCUUGAUAGACUCUUUUUUUUUUUUCCUUUAAUUAAAAUUUCUGAAUUAUGAGCUUA
Magnolia sinica is the source of this 2192-nucleotide messenger RNA. RefSeq names its product H/ACA ribonucleoprotein complex subunit 4-like. The transcript has a single exon. The coding region runs from base 110 to 1984 and encodes 624 amino acids. The record is from RefSeq and is a predicted model, not a curated record. Gene Ontology annotation, cellular component: box H/ACA snoRNP complex. Gene Ontology annotation, biological process: snRNA pseudouridine synthesis; mRNA pseudouridine synthesis; box H/ACA sno(s)RNA 3'-end processing. Gene Ontology annotation, molecular function: RNA binding; pseudouridine synthase activity. Lineage: Eukaryota; Viridiplantae; Streptophyta; Magnoliopsida; Magnoliales; Magnoliaceae.